This is a messenger RNA of Bombina bombina (fire-bellied toad), 4452 nucleotides long. RefSeq names its product glutamine amidotransferase class 1 domain containing 1 (gene GATD1). Bases 196 to 885 code for a protein of 229 amino acids. NCBI's taxonomy places the organism in Eukaryota, Metazoa, Chordata, Amphibia, Anura, Bombinatoridae. The record is from RefSeq and is a predicted model, not a curated record. The transcript has 8 exons.
AACACGAGAUUUCCCUAGCCAAUCACAACAGACUAAGGGGCGUUCUGAUACCUUGUAACAGCGCCGACUCGGCUCGCCUGUGCUAGUACGCAAGGUUUCAUUUUUUUUUCAACAAUCUUUAUUAAAAAUACAACGGGGCUGUAAUCCCUGUGCAUAUGCAUUUGAGAAUUUCAGUUUUCACCGUAUCUUUUAUCAAUGAAGAAACGAAUGCCUACAGGACCGGGUGGUGCUCCAGACCGGCUCACUAAACCCAGCUGUCUGAUUGUGCUUAGCGCGGCCGCUGGAGGUAUCUCUGCUCAGUCUUUUCUCCACUCAUUUAAUCUAGCAAGUUCAGCGUUCAAUCUACAAGUUGCAACUCCUGGGGGAAAACCUUUGGAUUUUGUUGGUAUCAGUGAAUCAGAUGCAAGAUGGAUCCAGGAUUUCCAACUCAAGCCGUAUGCAAAUCCUGCAAGACUAGAGUCAAUAGAUGGCUCUCGAUAUCAUGCACUUCUUAUCCCUCACUGCCCAGGGGCAUUGACAGAUUUAUCAAACAGUGGAUACCUGGCCAAGAUCCUGCAGCACUUUACAGCUGAGAAGAAACCCAUCUGUGCAGUUGGGCAUGGAGUUUCUGCUCUUUGUUGUGCCACAAAAGAGGACAGAACAUGGGUGUUUCAAGAUUACAGCCUAACUGGGCCCUCAGUAUUUGAGCUAGUCCGUCAGCCAGAAUAUGCCAGCUUGCCAUUAAUUUUGGAGGAUUUUGCAAAAGAUUCUGGGGCAACAUUUAGUGCCAGCGAGCCCGAUGCUGUUCACGUGGUACUUGACAGGCAUCUAGUUACAGGACAGAAUGAGAACUCUACAAUGGCAGCUGUUCAGAACCUCAUCCUGCUCUGCAAUGGAAGGAAAUAAGGUUGGUCUUCUGGAAAACACAAACCUUUGUAAUAUUAUGCUAAAAGGCCCACAGAGGAAGGGUAAUGGAGAAAAGCUUAAUUAUCCAAGGCAGACAGCAAGAACAUUCUGUCCUCUCAUCCAUUCCACUUCAGCAGCACACACCAUCCUUUAGUUCUCGCAUCCAGUGGAAGCUGCGUGCGGCGAAGGAGAGUUUCCUGAAGAUUAGAAUUAGCCGGGACUUUUUCUGAAGAAAACCAUACUUAAAGGGACACACUACCCAAUUUUUUUCUUUUGUAAUUCAGAUAGAUCAGGCAAUUUUAAGCAACUUUCUAAUUUACUCCUAUUAUCAAUUUUUCUUCAUUCUCUUGCUAUCAUUAUUUGAAAAAGAAGGUAUCUAAGCUUUUUUUUGUUUCAGUACUCUGGACAGCACUUUUUUAUUGGUGGAUGGAUUUAUCCACCAAUCAGCAAGGACAACCCAGGUUGUUCACCAAAAAUGGGCCGGCAUCUAAACUUACAUUCUUGCAUUUCAAAUAAAGAUACCAAGGGAAUGAAGAAAAUUUGAUAACAGGAGUAAAUUAGAAAGUUGCUUAAAAUUUCAUGCUCAAUCUGAAUCGCGAAAUAUUUUUUUUUGGGUACAGUGUCCCUUUAAAGGGACAUAAAACCUUAAAAAAAAAAAAAAAAAAUCAUGAUUCAGAUAGAACACACAAUUUUAAUCCGCUUUCAAAUUUACUUCUAUUAUCAUUUUUUUUAUAUACUUUGUUAAAACUGCUUCCAUAUAGUGUGCAUAUGUCUGCAACACUAUAUAGAAGCAGUUUUACAACAAUGUUAUACAUUAGCAAGAGCAAUAGAUGGCAGCACUAUUUCCUGUCAUAUAGUGCUGCAGACAUGUGCACGCUAUCUAUCUAGAUAUCUCUUCAACAAAGAAUAACAUGAAAACAAAGAACAUUUGAUAAUAGAAAUAAAUUAGAAAAAUUGUAUGCUCUAUCUGAAUCAUGUGAGGAAAUAUCUGGGUUAUCCACAGGAAAUUAUAGAGCAUGUUUAAAAACUUGUGGCUGAACAUUUCAUGUUGUAUAGGGAGCACAUGCUGAAAUAAAUGUUAACAAUAAUAUUGAUAUUGAUUUAUCAUGUAGAGUUGUUGUGUGUGUUAAAUAGUCUUGUUUAUCGUUGCAAAAAUGGACAAUGUAAAUGUAUUAAGAAAUUUCUUAAAUGAAAGAACAUAUUUGAUUAAAUUGAUACAAUCAGAUUCAAGUCAUUCCAAUUUUAAAACAAAUUGGCUGUAAAUACCUUUUUUACAUUGACACAUUUCUUGGAACUAUGGUGAUUGGUCAGAGGAUUCAGCAUUUCCUUUUUUACAGAACCUAUGGACAACUUCAUUUAUUUUUGUGAUGACAGAGCUAACAGAGUUAUACAUCGUAGUCUGAUUCUGUUAGCCCUGUAUAAGUCUUCCAUUUACUUUCUAAUAAAAAGGGAGAGGCACAUUUUUUUAUAUUGCCCACCUAAAUAUAGCUUAUUUUUUUUCAAUCUUCCUGCCACUCAUUUAAAAAAAAAAAAACUAAUUUGCAUUUUAUCUUUUCUUAAAGGGACAUAAUACUCCUAGGCUAAAUCACUUCAAAGUGAUGCAGCAGAACUGUAAAAAGCUGACAUGAAAAUAUCACCUGAACAUCUCUAUGUAAAAAGGGAAGAUGUUUUUACCUCGGGUAAGUGCUCUGUGAACAGGUGGAGGUUUUUCUAGUCAGCUUUGUAUAGCUAUGCUGCAUCACUUUCAAGUGCUUCAACAUUUGGGUAUCAUGUCCGUUUAACUUGUAUGUCAUAUCCGGUUUUGCCUGUACAUGGUUUUUAGUUUGUUCUGUAUUUGAUCAGUUUUAUGUAAGCUACACUUCAUGUAUAAUAGUUCUAAUCUAGUUAAAGCGUAUCACGUUCACAAUAUCUAAUUCUCCAUCUGAAGUAGGGAUACAGUGACAAAGACAUUUAGUUAUGUGAAAUCUUACCCUCCGUUAAUAUUAUGUUGAUCAUUUUCUUUAUGCUUUAAGCUUAUAUUUGUUUUGUCCUGUCUAUUUUUUAAAGUUACUGUAGCUCUUUUGUUUUAGCUAGACCACCGAUUGGAAAACAGUUCCGACCGUUAGCUCACAAAAAAUUUUAGUUUUGAAGUGGGCGUCUGGAUCUUGGGUAUUUGAAUUUCAUAUUUAUGUUAAAGGGCCAUAAUACCCAAAUGUUUAAACACUUGAAAGUGAUGCAGCAUAGCUGUAAAAAGCGGACUAGAAAAUAUCACCUGAACAUCUCUAUGUAAAAAAGAAAGAUAUUUUACCUCAAAAGUUCCUCAGUAGCCACAUCCCAUUGUAAAGGAUUUCUAAGCAGCAUAUUAGUAUGUCUGUCCUGGGACAGCUGAAAGGAUGAGCCUUGUGCACUCUCAUGUUAUUUCCCUAUUCAGUGUAAGGAAGUUUACAAUGAAAUCUCAUGAGUUAAGUCAAAUCUCAUGAGAUCACAGUAAAAGAGUUCAUGACCUCAGCACUGCUGAUGCGGAUUGGCUGCUGUUCAUUUCUUCAUUUUUUUUUUAUUUUUACCUGCAGCUGGGAGCAGCUGAGUAUAACUUUUUACACAGAACUUACUCUGCUGAGCUGAGGAAAUUGUGAGGUAAAAUAUCUUCCUUUUUUACAUAGAGAUUCUCAGGUGAUAUUUUCCUGUCAGCUUUUUACAGUUAAACUGCAUCAGUUUCAAGUGAUUUAGCCUAUGAGUAUUAUGUCCCUUUAAAAAGUUAUAGCGCAUCUUUAUUACUGAUGAAUUAAACUCCAUCUAAAAUAUCACUAACAUUCCGAUCUGUUUAUACAAAGGGGAAAGUUUACCAUCACUAUUAAGUAUUCUGACCAUGCAAUAUCCAUUUCAGACAUUGUUUUCUCUUCAUUACCGUUAUAUGUUAAAGGGCCAUUAUAGUCGAAAAAUGUCAUGAUCUAAUCCUGCAGUACUGUGUGUUUAACCCCUGCAAUGGUGUUAAACGCACAGUAGCAAAAUAACUUGGGACUCAUGGUGCACUGCUGGUCCCAAGUGGAACUUGCCACUGAUCCAAUCACUAGCACUAGUUGCACAUCUGAGUCGUGCGACUAGCGCUGCUAAUUGGAGCAGCCGCUAGUUCCAUUCGGGACCAGCAGUGCGCCGCGAGUCCCGAGCGGCAUUUCUACUUUGUGUUUAAUUCCAUUGGUAUGGUCAAGCACACAGUGCUGCAGAUCGAUAGUCUUAAAAUGACAUGCUCUAAUGGGUUACAGCAUGUAAUUUUUCAAUUAUAAUGGCCCUUUAAAAGGACAUUAAAUACCUUCUAAUUACAAAUUAUUUUGCAGUGUUUCAGUAGAAUAAUUCUAAUAGAAAAAUUCCAAUGGCACUACUCAUAUUGUUUACAGGAAUAUAUACACAUCUGUGAUGAUUAAUAAUUAUAUAUUUAUCAUCAGGUUUCAGGUGCUAUGUUUCAAGUGAAAAUAUUUACUAAACUUUUAUUUACUAAACUAGCGAUACUAGGUCCACUAAAAGGGAUACAUAUGUACAGCACUCUUAGUCCUAAAGUGUUAUACUUUUAAUAAAAUGUGUUCAACAUUGUCA